GGAAACCUAUAAUAAUCUACCCGUGCCCGUUGAUGAAGGGAGUGUAUUGUAUAUUUCAUAAAGUAUAAGGUUGAUAUGUGACAAUCAUCAUCUUGUUGUGUAUAAAUCAUAAACGAAGAAUCAAUCAAUCGUAUCCCCAUUGUUGUAAGUAAAAAAGAUGCCUUUGAAGACGGUUGACGCUACCUUAUCGACCUUCAACGCCGUCUUCGAGAAAUUCAAAUCAGAAGCACCAAACAACAAGAACAAUCUCAUCUUGUUUUUGGCUGAUAACGAACCUUCCACUAAUCGCAGUUGGUGCCCUGACUGUGUGCGAGCUGAACCAGUUAUAUACAAGAAACUUGAAUCAUCAGGCGAUGAUGUGGCACUCCUGAGGGCUUAUGUUGGGGACAGACCCACGUGGAGGAACCCACUGCACCCAUGGAGGGUGGACUCGACGUUCAAGCUGAAAGGAGUCCCGACUUUAAUCUUAUGGGAGAAGGGUGAGGUUAAAGGUCGCCUUGAAGACCAUGAAGCACACAUUGAGAAAAAGAUUGACUCGCUUCUCGCCACCAAAUGAACAUCCUGAUGACCAGACCACCAUGGUUGCAUAAUAAGCUGCAUCUGCUAUAUGAUGUUUAGACUUGUUGACCAUAGAAUAAUUGAGGUUAUGACAUCAAAUAUGUUUUGAGUUUAAUACUAUGCAAGAUCGUGUUGGGAUUAAUUAAUAGUUUGCCUUACUUUAUGCUGGAAUUUUAUGGGUA
Messenger RNA from Helianthus annuus (common sunflower), 740 nucleotides. Its product is annotated as thioredoxin-like protein Clot. The record is from RefSeq and is a predicted model, not a curated record. NCBI's taxonomy places the organism in Eukaryota, Viridiplantae, Streptophyta, Magnoliopsida, Asterales, Asteraceae. The coding region runs from base 158 to 556 and encodes 132 amino acids. The transcript is spliced from 2 exons. Gene Ontology annotation, cellular component: cytosol. Gene Ontology annotation, molecular function: protein-disulfide reductase [NAD(P)H] activity.